Messenger RNA from Teleopsis dalmanni, 1667 nucleotides. RefSeq names its product facilitated trehalose transporter Tret1. The record is from RefSeq and is a predicted model, not a curated record. Gene Ontology annotation, molecular function: sugar transmembrane transporter activity. The coding region runs from base 165 to 1565 and encodes 466 amino acids. Gene Ontology annotation, cellular component: membrane. Lineage: Eukaryota; Metazoa; Arthropoda; Insecta; Diptera; Diopsidae. The transcript is spliced from 6 exons. Gene Ontology annotation, biological process: transmembrane transport; carbohydrate transport.
AAUAAUUUUCUUCGCUUUAGUUUCCCGCAUGCCGCCAGAGGCAUGAGAAGUUAUUUAGCCACUAAAAUUAAUUUAAACAUUUUGAUGAAGUAAUUAUAGUAAAUGAAGUGAAAAAAUAUAAAUAUUUAAUUUUACAUACAAUAGUUAAUUUAACAGACAUUAUAAUGGUUCAAAAAUUCAACUUAUGGACAGCUAUCGGCAACAGCAACACAAUUUUAAACAGAAAAUUCCAAAUUCAACUCCUUGUAACAAUAGCAGUGAACAUUAUAACUUUCUCGCAUGGCGUGGGUGUAGGUUGGCUUUCGCCGACACUGGUAAAGCUGCAGUCCAAUGAUUCGCCACUGGAUUUUGAUAUCAACAUUGAAGAAGCAUCAUGGAUGGGUUCACUUAUUGGACCAGGCGGCCUAUUGGGCAAUUUAAUAUUUGGUGCAAUAAUAGAUAAAGUUGGACGCAAAAUUUGUAUUUAUAUGAUUGCAGUACCACACAUAUUUCUUUGGAUUUUUAUUUACUUUGCUAAGAGUGUGGAAUAUCUUUACGUGGCACGUUUUCUGGGUGGAUUUACAGGUGGCUCAGCUUAUGUCGUCCUACCAAUAUUUAUAAGUGAAAUUGCUGACCCCAGCAUUCGAGGUACAUUAGCUUCUAUGUUAAUGUUAUCGCUUAAUUUCGGUGUAUUACUUGGAUUUAUCUUAUCAACCCAUCUAGCAUAUCAUCUAAUUCCGUUCAUAGUAAUUUUUUUACCAUUGGUUUAUCUAGUGACAGCAAUAUUUUUUCCUGAAACUCCACAGCAUUUACUAAGAAAAUCUAAUUAUAUAGCGGCAGAGAAAUCGUUUAAUUUCUAUAAACAUUAUGGUAAGAGGGAUGAGACCAAUGUAGAAUGCCAAAAGCAGUUAAAUGAAUUCAAUGAUUUGAAAACCAUAGUGAUUAACAAAAAAUCAGAUACAAAAUUAACUUUUAAGGAUUUCAUUACAAAAUCUGCUCUAAAAUCUUUUUGCACCGCGGCGGUCUUAUUGAUUGCAACUCAAGGAAGUGGUUCCUUUGCAUUUAUAAAUUAUAUGACACACAUUUUCGCUGCAUCUGGUACAAAUUUGUCCCCGAAUACAUCAACUAUAAUUAUGGGUGUAGUGCAAAUAUUUGGUGUUUAUGCGGCAAUACUCUUUGUGGAUCGUUGCGGUCGUAAGGUACUUCUGCUGAUAUCAACAGGCGGCAUGUCUAUUGGCUUAACUAUAUUUGGACUAUUCACAUAUUUUAAACCGAUAGAUAAUGAUUGGAUACCAGUUGCAGUAAUGGGUUUCGUUAUAUUUAUAGCGAAUAUUGGAGUUGUGACAAUGACUUUUGUCAUGUUAGUAGAGUUAAUGCCUCUUAAGAUACGUUCGAUUGCUACUUCCUUUUGCAUGGCUGUACUUAGUGUGUUAGUAUUUAUUGCACUCAAAGCAUUUCCGGUUUUAAUGAAUAUUUGGGGCAUUUCCAUUGUUAUGUGGUCCUGUGCUGCAGUCAGUUUUGUUUGUCUUAUCUAUUUAAGUAUACUCUUGCCUGAAACCAAAGGUAAACCCAUGGAUGCUGAGUAAACACAUAUUAAAUUUAAGUGAUAUAUAAUUAAUUUUAUUUAAUUUAUUUAAUUGUUAAAGUGUUCUUGUGAUAUUUUAUCAAAGAUUUCAAAUAAAAAUAUA